AGUCAACAUCACGUGGAUCAGCUCGGUUCAGAACAAACUCCGCUGGAAUUAAUAGCUUCAAAAUUCCCAGGUACGUUUGGAAAAACGUAAAUCAGAUCAGUGCGUCUCAUCUUGAUAAUGAUAUUACAAAAUAAAAAAUGUCCCGUGAUCCAGUUUCAGAAGUGAACUGAAGGAGGUUAAACAGGGUUAGUGUCACGCCAAUGAUUGCUUGUACACCCCAUAUAAACCUUGAGCUGUAAGUCAUUCAACUUUCUCUUAAAGGACACCACUAUGAAUCGUACAGGUAGUGUUGUUCCUUGCUGUUCUCCGGUCAUUUUCUCUGUACAGCAGAACCUAUUUAAGACGAACUCUAAAUGCCAGCCCCACCCUUGUCCACCUGAAAUAAGUGUAUAGAUAGAUCUGUUGUUGUCUUUGAAAUUGCGUUUCAACUCAAAGAAACCUUGUGUGGGCACGGUAAAUGCUGUAUUGUAUUGUAUUGCCUCUCUUGCCAAUAUGAAAUUUUUAAAAAUAUGUAUUUAACCGCAGGACAGCACGAGGAGGAAUAUCGGCGCCAGCUGGGCAGAUAUGGAGUAAUAAAUGACUUGGCUCUUAGACCUGUAAGGAGUUUAUCAGGUGGUCAGAAAAGUCGAGUGGUUAUGGCUUUGAUGAGUAUGAUAAGGUACACUGACUCCAGGGAUACUUCUUAAAGUACUAAAUAGAACGAGAACGUUCACGUGGUUGUAAAUUUAGCUAUUGCUUUGGUAUAUCAAUGUUACUGGGUAGAUAUGUAGACUUCUGUUGAAGACAAAGGUAGUACCUUUAGUUCUCAGUUACUGUAAGACGCUGAGUAUUGGUCCCGUCCCAGGACUCGAACCCGUGACUCCCGCUCUGCAGUCAAUCGCUCUAAUGACUGAGUUAGUCUUGCUGCGGUAAAAACCUCAAAACAGGUUUUAUUGUUUUUUUCCUUGUUAUAAAACUAUUAUUAUCUAUUUAUUUUUUGCUUGAUUCAUUCCCAUUCUUGGUUCUUAUCUGAGAUAUUUGUUAUUUUAUUUUCUUAGGCCUCAUUUUCUCAUCCUUGAUGAACCGACAAAUCAUUUAGAUGUAGAGACAAUAGAAGCUCUUGGAAUCGCUUUAAACAAUUAUAAGGUAAUUAUUGUUAUUGCACAGGGAUCAUGAAUCAAGGAGGCUCCCGUGUACGUCCCUCCGUGUACCCCAGAUAUCAGACUUCUCCAUUAUCGAUACAAACCUUGUAUAAUUAUAGGUGCACCAAUUGAGUCAAAUCAUAGAUUUCGCCUUGUCGUGGCUGUCGUUAUUAUUAUUUUUUUCUACCUAUAACGCCUUUCUUUUCUGUGACAGAUAUUAGAGAUUAUGGGCUCGUUUAUCGUUUAUUUCACGAUAAUCACUUUUUUUAUUGCCGGAUCGCAACGUUUCGACAGCGUACUGCUGGUGUUUGUUACUGAGCAGGACUAAUAGCAACAUUAUAUUAGAGACUGUCUAAAUUGUGAUAUCUGAGGCGUCGAGUAAGAGGUUGAAAAAGGUGUCACCACUUUUCAUUGUUUUGUAGGGUGGAGUUAUUAUGGUAACACACGAUGAACGACUUGUAAGAAGCGUGUGUAAAGAAGUUUGGAUGUGUUCUAAUGGCUCAGUCAUAAGACAGGAUGGCGGAUUCGAUCAAUACAGAAAAUUACUGGAAGAUCAGAUCAGAGAAUUGUGA
Messenger RNA from Porites evermanni, 1693 nucleotides. The record is from the annotation of a GenBank genome assembly. NCBI's taxonomy places the organism in Eukaryota, Metazoa, Cnidaria, Anthozoa, Scleractinia, Poritidae.